AUGGAAAAUCACGCCUCCAAAUCCGUAGCAGUUACAACCCUCACACUCCUCACACUAAUCUACUCCGCCUCCGCCUCCGCCUCCGCCGGCGGCGGCAGCACACAGUUCAUACGGACGUCGUGCUCCGCCACCACCUACCCGGCCCUCUGCUACUCUACCCUCUCCAGCCACGCCAGCGCCGUCCAGCGGAGCCCCAAACUCCUAGCCCAUGCGGCCCUCUCCGUCAGCCUCGACACAGCCCGGGCCACGUACGUUGACAUGGUCAGGAUCUCCCGACGGGCUGGGCUGACGGCCCGAGAAUCCGGGGCCAUGGCGGACUGCGUGGAGUUGCUGGGGGACACCGUGGACCAGAUCCGGAAGUCCCUGGCGGAGAUGAACGGGUUCAGGGGCGGGCCGGGCUUUGAGGCCAUGGUGAGCGACGUGCAGACGUGGGUGAGCGCCGCCUUGACCGACGACGAGACGUGCACGGACGGGUUCUCCGGAGCAUCCAUGAACGGCGCCGUCAAGAUGGCGGUUCGGGAGCGGAUAGUGAAUGCGGCCCAUUUCAUACGGACGUCGUGCUCCGCCACCACCUACCCGGCCCUCUGCUACUCUACCCUCUCCAGCCACGCCAGCGCCGUCCAGCGGAGCCCCCAACUCCUGGCCCACGCGGCCCUCUCCGUCAGCCUCGACACGGCCCGAGCCACGUCCGUCGACAUGGUCAGGAUCUCCCGACGGGCCGGGCUGACGGGCCGAGAGUCCGGGGCCAUGGCGGACUGCGUGGAGUUGCUUGGCGACACCGUGGACCAGAUCCGGAAGUCCCUGGCGGAGAUGAACGGGUUCAGGGACGGGCCGGGCUUUGAGGCCAUGGUGAGCGACGUGCAGACGUGGGUGAGCGCCGCCUUGACCGACGAGGAGACGUGCACGGACGGGUUCGCCGGGGCGUCCAUGAACGGCGCCGUCAAGGUGGCGGUUCGCGAGCGGAUCGUGAAUGCGGCCCAUGUGACGAGCAACGCGUUGGCUCUCAUCAAUAGCUACGCGGCCGUUCAUGGUUAA
Molecule: messenger RNA, 1035 nt
Organism: Striga asiatica
Lineage: Eukaryota; Viridiplantae; Streptophyta; Magnoliopsida; Lamiales; Orobanchaceae
Source: the annotation of a GenBank genome assembly